This is a messenger RNA of Saxophila tyrrhenica, 2568 nucleotides long. RefSeq lists its product as uncharacterized. NCBI's taxonomy places the organism in Eukaryota, Fungi, Ascomycota, Dothideomycetes, Mycosphaerellales, Extremaceae. The transcript has a single exon. The record is from RefSeq and is a predicted model, not a curated record. Bases 1 to 2568 code for a protein of 855 amino acids.
AUGCAGCCACAGUUAGCAAACUACCAGGCGCCGUACAUCGAAGAUGUCAGGAACCCACAGCUGCACUGUCCUGAUGAUGCAGGCUCCUCCAAGGCGUCUUACCGUGGCCAUGGCGAUCGCAAGACCUUUCCGCCGAUGGACUUCCCGCCUAGCCCCGGGUGGAAGAGCCCUCCGCCCGUCCCAUCGCCGAUGCCGUCUCUCGCGUAUCCGAACCCACCAACGUCGCGUCCAACGGUCGAAUGGCCUUCUCAAAGUGGUCACCACUCUGGGUUUCAGUCUCGGCCGCACGGUGCUUGGGCGAGUCCACUACAGGCUCGCAGGGUGGAGUUCACGCUACCGCCAACCCCACCGCCUUUCCCGCCAGCACGCAAGACCACAAACCACACCCCGCCAUCCUUCGUCCACACCAAUUGGGGGCCUCCACCAACCCCUCCCUGCGGCUCUGUUCGAGGGUUCGAUCCUGCGCCAGCUGACCUCGACUUCCUCCGCCACUGCCUGUCGUCUUCCGAUCUCUGGAGAGACGAGAAGUACAAGGCUCUCGGCAUGAUCAGUUCCCUUGGAACCCAAGAGCAGAUCAAUGAAGUAGAACAUGCGUUUCUUCGUCGCUGCUUGUCAUCCUCCGCUGCAUUCAAGGAGGACAAGUACAGGGCUCUGGGUAUCCUGAGUACAUUCCAGGCCAGUGAAACUGAGCUUCCAAGUGCAGAGAGGACUUCUCCAGCACAGCAACAGCCCGCUCACAGCGGCGCCGUACCUCCAAGCCCAGCGAGCCUUGCGGAGAAGAGCAGUUUGCCGGUGAGCAUGAUGUACGACAUCUCGAAGUCCAACAUCAAGAUUCAUGCUAUGCUGAAGUAUCAGCGUAUGCAGCAGGACUCGGAUCGUCUUGCUCGGAUCGAGGAGGAGUUGGCAGCUCGGGACACACCCCAGCUUGAGAACUUCAGCAAUCGGAGUACUAUGCAUAAACCCGACGACAAACCCACGCGACUGCAGAACAUCGAUGAACAGCUUUCGAGCAUCAACCACCCUCUCAAGAGACACGACGAUGACAACGCUACCAUUCAUGCCCGGAUCAAUGAGCUCGUGGAUAGUGUGACACACAUCGAUGAUUUCAUUGGCCGCCAUCAUGUUUUGGUACACUGCGAGCAAUCUUGGUCUGCCGAAAAAUGCAGGCAUGCCGACUGCGGGUACAUCAAGCCUGCCAGCCACGCAGUACAGCUCAACAGUCUCAGGGCCAGGCUUGCGGAAUUCUCACGAUCUCGUGUCCAAGAGCGUGACCGAACAAACGUACACGACCUCCUGAACGACCUUCGCUCUCGCUUAGGUCAAGUUGACGGCAAGGCGGAUGCUACUGUUCCGUGCCAACAGUUCUGGGACAGAAUUAACGAGCGAUGCCGACACGCAGACUGUGGGUACGGGCAGCCUUCGAAGCAGAACAAUAAUGGCUGGGGCUCAUCGGCCUCCCGCGCAAGCUCAGAAUGCGCAUCACCGGCAUAUGAGUACGUGAGUUGGGGUGUACCACCGCCCAAAUCUGACGUGAAGUCGCCGUCUCCGUCGGGCUGGGACUGUGGCUUGAACCUUCGCAGCGAGGCCCCUUCGAUCCUGGAAGUGAGAGGAGAGGCAUACAGCAACGCCGUCAAGCCUCGAGGAGAUCGCCACAAGAUCUUCGAUUACACCUUUGGUCAGAUCCGUUCAGGCGGCGGCAGCAUGGCGCGCCAUCCGUUCGAAACGCCUACACCGAGCCCCGUCAUCCGCAAGCGCAAGACCUCUAUGGUGCCGGAGGUGGUCUUGACAGGCUCUACAGACACUGUCCCUUCGCCAGCGCAAGCGAGGUCCAAAGAUCACGGAGAAGUUCCACCCCCGCUAAGACCCAAGGACAAGGAUUACAAGGACGGUAAGUGCCAUACGGCCAAUGAAGAGAUGUUUAGAGCCCUCUGGAGUACAGAGAGCGCCAAUGAGAAUGAUCUUUUCGACACGAGGAGCCCCGUCAAAGCAUCCGAAGAUGGUUCGGAGGCCAACACCACGGAUCUAAAGAGCCACAGCGGCGACAUCGAUGCUGGCAACGCGAAGAAGUCUCUUGAGAGCAAUUCACGGCCCAGCAGCCCGGAGCAGCCCACCACCAAAACCACAGCUGAGCCGAUGACCGCCCUGGGCCGAUUCGCAGAAUCAAAAUUCCAGGACCGCACAAAACCCAGUGUCGUCGCUGAGGUCACAGUUUCCCAGGAGCACAAAGACGUCAAACCAGCACCGCCCGCCUUCGAGCCCUGGAUACAAGACCUCCUCCAGAACGACAUCUGCAACUGCGCCUCCUGCAUGCUGAAGAGCCCGCACCUCCGAGUCGUAGGCGAGAAAGUGCCAGACUUACGCACCGCAAUCGCAACAGGACACAACCAGGCUCAAGCAACAUCCUGCGCCUUCAACGCUCGGGCUCCUGGCGGUACGAACUGUCCUCUUGCGGGGUGCGCAUCGUUGUUGUUCCACUACGCCUAUAAUCCUUCCCUUGCGCCUGGGAAUAGUUAUACGGGUCUGAUGUUCGCGCAGCAUGAUUUCGAUGAUCCUGCCUGCUUGUUCUGA